GUAAAUAUUUUCUUAACUCUUGAACUGCACUGUUGGUUAAGGGUUUGUAAGUAAGCAUUUCACGGUAAGGUCUACACUUGUUGUAUUCGGCGCAUGUGACAUAUAAAGUUUGAUUUGAUUCUAUGGCCAGUUGUCCUGUGAAACAGACCUGGACCACUAUCUGGAGUCUCAACUCCAUGUGGCGCUUGUAUAACAGAGAGAUGCCCAUAGUCAUCAACACAAUGGGCUGCGUCAAAGGUUUUGGCUUUCAGUUGCUGGUGGACAUCAUUUGCCUCUGCUCCGUCUCUCACGUGGUGCAGCUCAGUAGUGGGGAUAAAGUCAUGUGCCCCCAACUCACCCCUGAGUUCCUGAAGUCAUCACAUGGCUGGCAGACACACCCUCCUGCCCAGUCAGCCCUGGGGGAGGACAACUCUGGAUCCCAUCCUCUCCAGUGGAGAUACUCUAUUCAGUUUGAAGGAGUGGGGCGCCUGGGCGAAAUGAGACACCAGUGUAGCAAUGAGCAGCGUGACCUGGCUCUGCUGGGCUACUUCAGCCAGCUGCAGUCCCCUGAACCAGGCUCCGUCAGACCGCUGCAUGGCUUCACCCCCUACCAGCAGUGGCGGUGGGUGUGAUGCACUGUGAGGUAGCACCAGCUCAUGCGCUCUACGCUGCCAAUGCCAGUCUGGUGAGGCUGUGCUUUCUAAAUGAGAAGGUAUCAGGCAGGGGAGGCCCAGUUCUACUCUCUCAAACCCCUGUCUGUCCCUGCGUAGGAUUUGCAGGUGUCCUUUGGGGUGUGGACAAGGCAUGUGGCCUGUACACCUGUUGCUCCCUCAGUCCUCCGUCAGGUCAACGGUCUUCUGCUGGGUGCUGUCACACUGACCAACAUCCUCCUCACAGGACAGACAGGAAUUGUGUGAGAGCCUCCCUACGUCACAAUAGACUACAACUUUUAGCUAACCGGAGCUGGGAAGAUUCACGUCUUCAAGGGGCUUGCAAGACCUGACCAGAUGAAUAACGCAAAGUGAUUGUUUUUGUGAGAAGAGACUAUGGUUUCAUAGCAAGAAAUCUGAAAUCUGAAUAUUUUUUACCUUUUUUACUGACUUCAAACACCAAGGCCAGAGUCUCUCUUUCUCUUGCUUUCUCUUAUCGCUCCUGUUUCAUCAGGAGUUGUUUGUCAGAAGUUGGAAAUAGGCCUAAAUAAAACAAUUUCAGGUC
This is a messenger RNA of Oncorhynchus mykiss (rainbow trout), 1194 nucleotides long. The record is from RefSeq and is a predicted model, not a curated record. NCBI's taxonomy places the organism in Eukaryota, Metazoa, Chordata, Actinopteri, Salmoniformes, Salmonidae.